CAUAUUUUCAAAUGUCAAUGAAGACACACAAAAAAUACAAACAAACAAAUGUUACGUUCCAGAUAGUCCAUGUGCAUUUUAUCGCUUAUUUCUUUUGUUUAUGAUUUCUAUUUUUAUUCGGGUAAGCCAUAUUUAAUCUUUAAUGUACAUCUAGCGUACAUAGCCUACAGUCAGUAUCUCAACCACGGGUCAACCGAGUCUUGAUGAUAUCAGUUGUGUAGAGUUAUCUGUUGGUUGAGGCACAAAAAUGGUUGAACCCUAUUUGUUGUCUGCAAAUGGUAAUUCAACGACUGCUCAACCGUCACAAUUAUGGCCAAAUGAAUACCCAUAUUCCGCAACAACACCAAAUCACAACAUAAAACAUCAAUUAUUUGAUAGUGACGAUGGUGAUGAUGACGUUCAAUUUGUUAGCGAAGUUAUCCCUGCUCCUGGUCGUCCAAUAACUACGGUGGAUUUGAGUAAAUCUAUUUUCGAUGUUCAAAAAGAUGAUUUCGAUGUCUAUUUGAACGGAAUUACUCAGCCCAACAAUGCCGCUCAGGCAAAAUACCAAACCAAACCUCAUACAAUUACAGCUGGUCAAACGUCACCACGGCCUGUAUUCGAUUUUGCCAAGGAAAAUAGCCGUUUCGAUGCUCACCGCAUAGCCUUACCUCAUCUGAUCCCACAGACGUUACCACAAAUUAAUGUAGCUAAUUUUGCCAAAGAAAAGGUGAUGGGCAGCAAUGACUAUGGUGCAAAUACUUCAAAUGAUUUGUUGGAUUUAUUUGGAUAUGAUGCUGUAGAUUGGGUGGAAGACCCGGAUGUCAUAAAUCAGGUUUUUGGUAGUGGGCACACCGAACAAUUACCGAAAACAAUAGUACCAACGGCAACUUCAACUGCAACAUCAGAUGAUGUGGUGGAAUGGGAAAACAUAUUCGGAGUGAUGCAACAAAAUCAACCAGGACCGAGUGGAAUAACCGCUCAUCAACCACGACAAGUUUUCACAAAUGUAGGAGGAACAUUUGAGUACGGUCGCCGAAUAAUUGCACCAGCCACAUCUAACAGUACACAGGUAACUCUAAACGGUACACCGAUUGGGAAAAACGAUCAACAGAAUGGAUCGGGACCGAAUGCAGCUAGAUUUAAUUGGCCAUUGCUAUCUCAAACGAACGAAGUUAACAACAUCUACCAACAAAAUAAACCGGGACCGAGCGGAAUUACUCCUCGACAGCCAGUAGAUUUGGGAGGGUACCGACGAUUGUUAACUCCAAACGUUCAACAAAAUCAACCGGGACCGAGCGGAAUAACUCCUCGACAGCCAGUAGAUUUGGGAGGAUACCGCCAAUUGUUAACUAUAAACGAUCAACACAAUCAACCGGGACCGAGUUCAGCUGAUCCAGAUUGGAUUGUACCACUGUUUGCUAAACCCAAUUUGAUUGAACCGUUACUACCUCAAACGAACAAAGUCAACGUAAAUGCAGCCAGCAUCUAUCAACAAAAUCCGCUGGGACCGAAUGGAACAACGCAACGACAAGUUAAUGGUUCGUUGACAAACGGUACGUCGAUUUUGAAAAGCAUAAAACGUAAGCACACCGCUACGAUUCCAAUUAAAAUCGUUCGAAGCACCAAGCAAUAUGAGACGUUGGUUGAAAUGGGCUUUCCUAAGAAGGAUAUCGAAAUUGCGUUACGUAAAUGUAAUUUGGAUCUGAACGAAACCAUUGAGUAUUUAAGUGAACCGAAACAUGCGGCAAAAAAACAGAGAAUAGACCUCAACGACCUUUACCGAUUCGAUCAGGACUAUCUAAAUGCGAUUCAUCAAUCACUUCAAGAGCCAAAUAACGAUCAAUCUCACGAGCAGCCACAUAAAGUUGACACCAAACCCGUUAAAAAACCAGCUAAUUUGUACGAAGAGCUGCUGCAACUAGAAGCGACUGGUGGCAUUGUCAAAAGCAUCGAAUCAUUUGAUUGUGAAAUUUGUAUGGACACGAUUGACAUGAAGGAUGGGAUUAUAUUGAGAAAUUGCCUGCAUCGCUACUGCAAAGAUUGUCUCAAUGGUACGAUUGUUCACAGUGAUGAAGUUUCCAUUAAGUGUCCGUACGUUAGCUGCGAAGAAAUGGUACAAGAUCGUGAAAUACGUGCCGUUUUGUCGCAAGACGAAUAUGAGAAAUUUUUGAUGAAAGGGGUUCGAGUGGCACAGGUUACAAUUUCGGGUACAAUUCUAUGCAACUUCCCCGAUUGCAAUGGUUGGUGUAUAUGCGAGGAUGUGGUCAAUGAAUUCAAAUGUCCACAGUGCAAGAAUGUUAAUUGCAUACCGUGCAAAGCAAUUCAUCCGGAACGAAAUUGUCGAGAAUAUCAAGAUGACCUAGCGGCUGGUGACGCUAAUGGAAUUAUAAGUGGACAGAGACGCAGCGAGCAAGCAAUCAAAGAUUUAAUAAACCGAAAUGAGGCGAUGAAAUGCUUCAGUUGCGGGAUUUUGAUAAUGAAACGUGAUGGCUGCGAUUACAUUCAAUGUGCAAUGUGCAAAGCUGGCAUUUGUUGGGCUACAAGAGGGCCUAGAUAUGGACCUGGUGGAGUGGGAGAUUUAUCUGGAGGUUGUCAAUGUAGCCUGAAAAAGAAAUGCCAUAAAGAUUGUCGCGGUUGUCAUUAAGUGUUGUAAAGAAUAUAAUUUUCGUUACUAGCAAACUUUCAAUAAAAUUUAAUACGUGUACGACGUCAUUGCGUUGAAAUACAAUGAAGUUA
Messenger RNA from Bradysia coprophila, 2718 nucleotides. RefSeq lists its product as uncharacterized. The record is from RefSeq and is a predicted model, not a curated record. Gene Ontology annotation, molecular function: ubiquitin binding; ubiquitin-protein transferase activity. Lineage: Eukaryota; Metazoa; Arthropoda; Insecta; Diptera; Sciaridae. Gene Ontology annotation, cellular component: LUBAC complex. Gene Ontology annotation, biological process: protein linear polyubiquitination; proteasome-mediated ubiquitin-dependent protein catabolic process.